GCGCGGCCGCAUGUGCCUGGCUCCCCGUCUUUGUAUAUACGGACUCGCUCGCCGAGCUCUUUUAACAAUGGGCCGAAGGGGCCGCUCCACCGGACGGGGCUGGUAAGGCGAAAGCUCCCCUCCCGGGGUGGGGGAGGAUGCCGCGGCUCUGCUGCCUUUAACCGACAUGUCCCGGGAGAUGCUGGAGGCGGUUCUCCCGUCCUGGCCGCUGUAAAGAGCAGAAGCGGAGCUGCGAACUCUCCGGUAAGCUCGACGACGGCCGGAACGGCGUAGGGCGAAGAAGGGAGAAGCGUCCGUCCGGGGUAGCCGAGGCCGGGGUGGGGGAGGGAGGGAGGGAAAGCGUGUCUAGCCCUUUGUUGUCGUGGCGUCGCCGCCGCCGCCGCCGCUGCUUCUGGCCCGGGGUUCCCUUCUCCGCUGGGAGAAGUUAGGAAGUUGUUGCGGGACAGGCUCGGCUGCCGGGGCUGCGCUCGAUCGGGGAGCCCUGGGCGAGAGCCGCCCCUUCCUCUCCAGUGGCCCGGCUUCACAGGCUUGGGAAGAUCCAGAGACAGCCGGGCUCCUGCUGUCCCCGGGGAGACCUUCGAGGGAACCGGUCUGCUUCCCGAUGCCGUCUCUUGGAGAAGCAAGGAGUGGAAUCAGCUGGGGCGCAACCCCGGCCGCUUCCUCCUCCUCCUCCUCCUUCGAGAGGAAGGUCUGAGACUCCGGCUGGGACGGGAGGAGUUCCUGCCGGCGGCAUAACUGAGCGGCUUUGCCCGGGAGUUGCGGCCCAUCGAUGAGUUCAGAACCGGCCGCGGCUUUUUUGGUUUUUGUUUUGCCCCGCAGGCUCCCCGCUCUGAUCCCCGGCCGCCUCAUCCCGUCCCAUGGAGCUGGAGGGGCAGUGGUGGAAAGGACAGCUGGCUGCCGACAUCCACCAAGCUCUUCGCUACAAGGAGCUGAAGCUGCCCUCUUACAAAGGCCAGUCUCCCCAGUUAAAUCUGAGAAGGUAUUUUGCAGACUUGAUUGCCAUUGUGAGCAACCGAUUUCGUCUCUGUCCUGCUGCCCGACACCUUGCCAUUUACCUAUUGGACCUCUUUAUGGACCGUUAUGACAUCUCCAUUCAACAGCUACACGUGGUUGCUCUUUCCUGCUUGCUUUUAGCGAGUAAAUUUGAAGAUAAGGAAGACAGUGUGCCUAAGCUUGAACAGCUGAACAGCUUGGGGUGUAUGACCAACAUGAGCCUGGUCCUAACCAAGCAGAAUUUGCUGCACAUGGAGCUGCUCUUGCUAGAAACUUUCCAGUGGAACCUCUGCCUGCCCACAGCUGCUCACUUCAUAGACUACUAUCUCUCGAUCGCUGUUCAUGAAUCAGACCUCCAUGACGGAUGGCCGAUGGUGUGCUUGGAAAAGACCAAAUUGUACAUGGCCAAAUAUGCCGACUACUUUCUGGAAGUAUCCCUACAAGAUCAUGCCUUUUUAAAUUACGCCCCUUCCUUAGUGGCCGCUGCGUGUGUUGCUUCCUCAAGAAUUAUCUUGCGUCUUUCUCCAACGUGGCCAGUGCGACUCCAUCGCCUGACAGCAUAUUCCUGGGAUUUUCUGUUUCCGUGUAUUGAGCGGCUAUUGGUGGCCCAUGAUAAUGAUGUAAAAGAAGCCAACAAGCAAAAAGGACAACAUAGCUCUCAGCCACCCCAUAACACUUUAUUUCAAACAACCAUUCAACCCACACAGCAGCACAUACCCCAUUAUAUUCAAGCACAUCAGACUCCUCUACCAUAUCUUCAAACAGCACCGCAACAAAACUGUCAGCCAAUUAUGUCAAGCAGUCAUACCUCAGCCUACCAGAUGCAGACUUGCCCAGCUGGUUUACAAGGUGGUGUUCAGGCUCAAAGUCAUAUGCAGACUUCUGGAAUGUCACUAGCCGUCCCUAUAGAGGUGAAGCCAUGUUUAAACGUCUCCUACAAUCGAACCUAUCAGAUUGCUGGACGUUACCCUUGUAUUACUCCAUGCUUUGAGAGGUGACGACUACAGCAGCACAACUCUCUGUGUGACCAGUGUUAAAUACUAAGAGGAGAGAUUUGGGGUCCUUUUGAAACCUGGGAAAUGGCUGGAAGAGAACACCGUAUUUUUCUCCCAAAGGUAGCUCAGUUGCGGAAGCUGUAAGUACAAGAAUGUGCCUACUUGCAGAAUAAUGGAGAAAGAUGAAAAAAAAUAUUUCUGCCACACUGUAGUUCUACAGGCUGAACUUAAAACAUAUCCUUAAAAGUGUGUUGAGAGACACCUGCCCUGUCUGCAGGUCUGGUCUUCCUGAAAAGAUGAAAUAUUAUAUGUGACGUUGACGCUGUUGCUUCUACUUAGCUCUGUGCAGUAUUCAGUAAGAUACUGAACCACUAAGUGCCAUUGCUUUCCAGAAGAUGGAGAGGCCAGUGAGAGAGGAGGCCGCCUUCAUCUAAUGAGCAGCUCAAUUGUUUGACAUGCCCGUGGAUGAGAACUUGUAUUUCAGUGGCCUUGGAUUAAUGUUCUUCAGUCGUUCUACUUCAAGUAUUCUUGUCUUCACUGAAGCUAUGUAGAGAUAAAUGAUCAUACCAACUCAGGGAAUAAUCAAAAGUUACUGUUAUACAGGAUAUAUAUCAUUUAAACGGUUACCUCGGGUUCUAUUCCUCAGGGUAAUUGUAUUAGUAAAUACCAAAGGGAGUUUGAGAUGUUCAUCCAAGUACUCCCUUCACCUAAAUGUGCUUUGCAAUGAGACAGAGAAAAAUAGGCAGGUUGUAUUUAAAUGAAGCCAGUACUAUACCAUAAAAAAAUGGAGUUUUGUUUGCAAUUUACCCUACUUUAUGCAACCAACUAUUUGUGUCCAAAAAAUUUUGGGGUGGAUUUUUUUCCCAUUGUACUGAUUUCUGGCUUCCAGGUACAAUUGAAAUGCUUAAAAGAAAUAAAGCCUUAUUUAUGUUGGCCAGAGAGCAGAAUGAGAAAUGGAAGUUUUCAGACUCUUACAGCACAACUGUAUUUCCAUAUUUCUAUUUUUUUGACCACAUCAGCUACAAUUCAGGUAUUUUUAUAAUGUGAGCUAAGCAGUCGUAAUAAGGGUGCUACAUAUGAUCAUCAGAAGUGUCUUUAAUUCCUUAGAUUCUAUCCUUACCCGAAAUCAGAAUUAUUUGAAUUAAUAGGCAGUAAAGAAUUUUAAGAAUCUUCUUGCCAGAAUAUUCAAGAUUAAGGAGUGACUAAAUUAGAUAUACUUGUCUCCAGUGGUGUGCGAUCCAAGUAUUUAGAGAUGACUGAGAAUGGAGGUGAUAAAUGGAUGGAGAAGCUGAAGGUAGACAGACCUUCCCUAGUGAAAAAGAUCAUCCUAAAUAGUUCUCUUUAAAGGAAAAAUGGCCUUAAUAGCUCUCUGUGAGCUGACUGUGCUAUGAGAAAAUAUUCUUUAAUUUGGAGGAGAAGCUAUCCUCCGUAGUAGUAAUUAUUUUAUGCCAUAAUGUGUUUUGUGUGUGUGUCAACUUAUAAAAAUGGGGAAAUUUGAGGAAAAAGAAGUGAAACUUUCUGAAAACAUUUUAUAUACUGGGGAAAUGCUACUUCUUUCCUAAGCAUAUUUUAUUAUUUACUGUGUUUGCAUGUCUGAGCGGGGAAAAAUUGAUUAGGUAACAGAAUUAAGUGUCUGAGGUAUCUUCUUACAUGAUGUCAUUUCUCAUGAUUUCACUUUAUGUGGGGAUGAAGGACUGCAAAAUACAUCAGAAAAGGAAUGAUACUUAUCUCAAAUUGCAAUACUGCUCAUACAACUCUCCAUACUUUUAACUACCUCAGUACUAUGUUGAAUGUACAACUUUGUGGAGAUCCAUGACUUGAAAUAACAAGUGCAUUGUUCCUAAAAUUCUUACGUGUCCUUCAGUGUCAGUCCUCCAUAAAUGAGACAGCAGAGCAGACAUCCAAUACAUCUGAAAAUUAUCUUUCAGGCCCUUUACACUCAAAACAUCAGUUAAUAAUUAACACUGGAAUUUGGUGGGAGAGUUAAUUUGUCCAAUCAAACCAGCAAAACUCACCUAAAAAAUGAUCUUAUUUAAUAUAUUUAAGUAAUUAGACUUCUUGUUAAAAAUGGAUCCUCUACAAGUUCCUAGAUUUGUGGCUCACUACUUUUUUAAUUUAUUAUUUAGCAUUUUGAGUUUGUUGUUAUAGAUUAAUAUUGGCAAUAGAAUAUGCACUGUGCAUCAUUUCUAUUUUCUUAUACGAAUUUGGUCAACCUCCACUGAAUCAACACACUGCUGAAAUUACUACUGCAGGAAUUAAAAUGUGUGUCGUCAAGAAAGAACUACACAUUGGGGGGGGGGAAACGAGUGCCAUGCACUCUUUUAAAAAAUAAAGUUAGUUUUGCGUAACGUGUGUGUGUGUGCUUUGAAUAAAGUUACAUUCAUAAUGAUAGUGAUAUUGCAAUGCAUUCCAAGUUUAUUUUUGACUGUAAUAUAACAGACAUGAAAAAAAACAGGAAAAGUAUUUUUUUAAUUAUUAAAAAUUUGAACUCUUUUACUUCAUUAAUAACCUUUUCUGGAAAAGACAACGAAAGAAAUAAUGGAAAAUGAUUACAACUGUGAACAAUAUUGAAUCCAUAUAUAUAUAUACGGCUAGAAUAUGGAAAAAUUAUUUUAAUUAUAUCAGGCAAUACUACUUGCACAGUUACAUGCAAGAAGUCACAGAAAACCCAUUCCUCUUUUUGAACAAAGUCCAUUAUUGCACUGUGCAUAGAUAACAUUACACAACCGAAAACAGUAUGACAUCUCGUCUUCAAAAAUCAGUUCCCUAGUUGGUGUGUUCUACCUUAAAAUUUAAUUCUAAAUUAAAUCUGCUAAAGCACAGAAUAGUACAUAACUGAAAAGGAAUCAUUCAGGUAUGAAAAUUAUGUGCUUCAUCUUUGCUCCAGCAAUGUUCAAGGCACCACUUUCAAAGGAUUUGCAUAGCUCUGAGAAGUAUGUUCAGUAAUGUUGGCAUUGGAUCAUUUGAGAUUAAAAAUCUAGAUACAAGCAAGAUAUGUUAACCACCAACUAUUAUUGGCCAGCCAAUCAAAGGAGAGUGUUGUUAACAUAUUACAGUUAAUUAAUUUUAACUGAUUUUAAAAUUACAUAAAUCAUCCUUUAAUGACCCCAUAAUCCCUUACGGGGGUGGAGUCUGGGCAACUGACGAGCUAGCAAAGUGUAUAAUGGCCAGAUGCCCUUCCUGUCACCAAUGCAGAGUUUUCUUCAGCAGAUAUAUUCUCAUUAUGCCGAGAGAGAAAUAUCUGCCGCUACCUGGGAUUGAAAUCACAGCCUCCUGAUUGUGAGACAAGAACUCCAUCUCUAGGGCACUGCACCACUCUGUUUAAAACUACAUUAAUUAUAUAUUUAAAAUAUCUAAAUUGGGCAGGGGAUUGACUGGAAGACUUCCAAGGUACCUUCUAGCCUUAUAUUAAAUGCUCCACUUAUGUGAACCGAACUUCUUUUUUCUAGAUACUACUAGAUGACCAUAUCUGAGUUUGUUACAUUUUUUUUUAUGAAUUUCAAUUCAUUACAAUCAUCACAAUUACGCUUCUUAGCAGUGCCAAGAUACCCUUUACAAAAAAAGGCACUUUUUUUGCAGUGGCCAGGCACAUACACAAUAUUAGAUCUACAAGAAUUUUCUGGAUUGUCAUCAGACAGAAAAAUUCUUGAUUAUAUAACAGUAAAAUCAAUCCUGACACAUUUAACACUAAGAAAUAAAUCAUGCUUUGAAUGGACGGUUCAAGCAGGAUCAUGAAGCAUUCUUGAAAUUUUUAAGAAACCAUAAAAUAUUGUUGGUUGAUGCAAAAAUUAUAGUGACUUGUA
This is a messenger RNA of Ahaetulla prasina, 5791 nucleotides long. RefSeq names its product cyclin J (gene CCNJ). The record is from RefSeq and is a predicted model, not a curated record. Gene Ontology annotation, biological process: mitotic cell cycle phase transition; regulation of cyclin-dependent protein serine/threonine kinase activity. Lineage: Eukaryota; Metazoa; Chordata; Lepidosauria; Squamata; Colubridae. Gene Ontology annotation, cellular component: cytoplasm; nucleus; cyclin-dependent protein kinase holoenzyme complex. The transcript is spliced from 5 exons. Bases 858 to 1991 code for a protein of 377 amino acids. Gene Ontology annotation, molecular function: cyclin-dependent protein serine/threonine kinase regulator activity.